Messenger RNA from Beta vulgaris subsp. vulgaris (sugar beet), 2987 nucleotides. Its product is annotated as disease resistance protein RPP8-like. The record is from RefSeq and is a predicted model, not a curated record. Gene Ontology annotation, molecular function: ADP binding. Gene Ontology annotation, biological process: defense response to other organism. Lineage: Eukaryota; Viridiplantae; Streptophyta; Magnoliopsida; Caryophyllales; Amaranthaceae. The transcript has 2 exons. The coding region runs from base 164 to 2554 and encodes 796 amino acids.
UUUGACAAGUAGUAGCAGAGUAGGUACUGGGCCAAUUCUCAUUUGCCCUUUCACGCAGGCUGUUUUCAGUCUUCAUCCCCUCCCUUCCCUGCUUUGCUUUUAACGGAAUCAACAUCUAACCCUGCCAUUGUAUGAGAAAAUUUUAAAAUUGCGGGUCUAGAGGAUGGCCGCAAAGGAUGCUUGCUUGGCUGUAGAAAAUGUUCAACAACAGCUGGAGCAAGCACCAGCUUUAGUUCAAGAGACACAUAAAAUGAAACCUCUCAGAACAGGGCUUAGAACUAUGAGCUUGUUACUCAAAGAGUUAGAUGGGGAAGAGUAUGAGCCAGAUGUCGCUGAAUGGUUACAGAGAGUCAGAGAUGUUGCUUACAAGGCACAGGACGUGGUUGGUUCCAUUGUCGUAGAGGCUAAUCAUCAAAACCAGAGGAGCAAGCUAAGAAGGUGGCUCUCUAGAGAAAGGGCAACUAAAAAUCAUGCGGGAGAGAUAGAUAACAUAGGGAAGCGCAUCGAAGAAAUUUGUUCCUUCAAGGUUGGAGGCUCUAAAAAAGAGUUCAACUACAGCCCCAGCUUCAAGAUCGAAGAUAUAGUGGGAUUCGAAGAUGCUAAAGAGAAGUUGGUGACGAAACUUAUUGGUGAUGCUGGUUCCGGCCGCCGCAAGGUAAUGUUGAUCUUUGGAGAGGCAGGUGCUGGCAAAACUACUUUGGCCAGAAUGGUCUUUAGUGAUCAUCGCAUCGAGGAACAUUUUCGCUGCCGAGAGUGGUUCUCACAAGCACUCUCACCUGAAGAAAUUUUAUGCAGACUCUUGAAACACAACAGCUCACCAGAAAAGCAAACCGAUUGCCUUCUUACGGGUGAGUUAAAGGCAGAAAACAUAAAACAGAAUAGGUAUCUCAUAAUCAUUGAUAAUGUGCCUAACAUUGACGUAUUGGAUGAGCUUAUGUCCUCAUUACCUGAUGAGUUAAAUGGAAGUCGAAUAUUGCUAGCAAGUAGAGCAGAUUUAAAUGUUCAACAGAGUGUUUCAUUUUCCUAUAAAAUUAAACCACUCGAUGUAGACCACAGCUGGAAGCUCUUGUCAAAGAAGGUACUUGACGGGGAAAAUCAUCAAGACCUAGAAAAACUGGGUAUAAGAAUGGCAGAAAAAUGCAAAGGCUUACCCAGGGCCAUUGUAGCUAUGGCAGCAUUGUUGAAUCACGUAGACAAAUCAGUAGAAAUGUGGUCCGAAUUUCUCAAAUUUGAUGAUCCUAUUCCAGAGUAUGAUGAGCUUCCUAGAGAACUAAAACUAUGCUUGUUAUACUUUGGUCAUUUCCCUGCAAUUUUACCUAUACCUGCUAAGCAAAUGGUCCAGAUGUGGAUGGCUGAAGGGCUUGUGAAGCAAAAUGGCAGCAUGCGAGCAGAAGAACUUGGAGAGCAUUACAUGAAGAAACUCAAAAACCAGUCUUUCAUCAAAGAAGGCACAAAAAGGAGUGAUGGAAGUGUGAAGACAUUCUAUAUUUUCAAUUACAUCUCCAGACUUUGCGUGUCUAAAGGUGAAACUGAGAAGUUUUUCAAGGUUUACAUGGGCAACAACAACAAACCUCAAAAAAACAUAAAAAGGAUGGCAAUUCAUAGUAACUUAUUAGCAGAUUUGAAAAGUUUUGGGGACUGCUCUCAUGCUCACUCUCUUCAUGGCUUUAGAGAAAAGACUGAAAACACUACCAUUAUCCAAUCAGUAGACGACUUCUGGGAAACUUUAGUCAAUAAUUUUCGCAAUCUCCGUGUAUUAAACUUGGGCUUUCUAGAGUUAGAUAAGCAUAAGGUUCCCAAAGAGCUCGGAAAGCUAGUACAUUUGAAGUACUUAAGGUUGAGGGCUCCCACUGUGAAACAACUGCCAUCUUCUAUUGUCAACCUCCAGCAGUUAGAGACAUUAGACAUGAGAGAAUCCGAAUAUCUCGUCAGCUUACCGCAGGGAAUAUGGAAGAUGAAGUACCUCAGAAAUCUCUACCUCGGGGGCUCUGCUAUCCUACCAAAACCUCUUAGGAUCGAUUACUAUAAAUCCCUUCCAGACCUCCAGACUCUCUCUGGUGUAUGUCCAGACAAGGUUUUGAAGAAGCUAAUGGUCAGGGCCAAGUUCCCUAGUGUUAAGAAAUUGAGAAUAUGCAGUUCCGAUCUAGACCUCACAUGUAAUUUUCUCAAUAGUCUCGACCAUUUAUACCAUCUACAAUCUCUAAGGAUAGAAAAACCCACCAAACUCCCAGACCUAGAUGCAUUCCCCUUAAGCCUGACCAAGCUAACCCUCUUAAAAACAAAACUCCCAUCAGAAAGUAUCAAGACAUUAGAGAAAAUCCCAAGUCUAAGAAUCCUUAAAUUGCUUGAAGAGGCUAUUUGCGGAGAAGAAGUCAAGUGCAGUGCAGGAGGAUUUCUGAGACUUGAAUUCCUUACCAUAGAAAAUUUGGCUGUGAAGAUGUGGAUACAGGAAGGGGCAAUGCGAUAUGUCAAGUGUUUCUUCGUCAAAGAAAGUACACUUAAUUGGGAGACUAUUCCAGAUUAUCUGAGAAAGAAGGUUGAAUGCAGAAAUUAAACGGAAGGAAGAUCAAUGAUUCGAUAAGGCUGCAAGAAUAUGCAGGGGAGUUUGUUUCUACUGUUUCUGGACAUGGAGAGGGGAGAUCAGUUUGCAGCAAUGUUGAAAAUGAGGCAGACUUUGGUGGAGCUUCUAUUCCCUAUAUGCACAUGAAGAUAACUUCUCACUUCAAUUCUGUUGGUGAUUGUUGCUUUGAUUAUGAUCCUUUGGCCACUUUGAACUCGACUCGAGAUCGUAAAAUAAGCCUGCUUGAGUUUUCUACUUCCAUUUUGUUGCUUAUUCAAGGACAUUAUUGUACUUUUUUCUGUUUUUUUAAUUUGUUCUCUUUCCUGAGCUUUUGGUCUUCCCCUGAGAUCGGGAGGUGUUAGGUACCUUUCUUCCCAAAAAUAAUAAAAGAAAAAAAAAAGAAUUUGAAUUUUCCAGAUUACUUAUA